Exophiala xenobiotica is the source of this 4041-nucleotide messenger RNA. RefSeq lists its product as uncharacterized. Gene Ontology annotation, biological process: carbohydrate metabolic process; glycoprotein catabolic process. Gene Ontology annotation, molecular function: beta-mannosidase activity. The record is from RefSeq and is a predicted model, not a curated record. The transcript has 3 exons. Bases 280 to 2841 code for a protein of 853 amino acids. NCBI's taxonomy places the organism in Eukaryota, Fungi, Ascomycota, Eurotiomycetes, Chaetothyriales, Herpotrichiellaceae.
CGCUCAAUGAGGGUACUGGAUCCAGGAGCAGUGUGUAGACUCUACGUGUUCCGACAUCGCUUACAGCAAUCAAUGGUCCUCAUAUACCUUCUGCUCCCCAUCCGCGGUCGAUGGCGUGAAUUACAUGACAGACGGCAGGUGCAGCAUUGAUUUUACUUAGCGUUGGGGGUGGGUGAGCCGGUGUGAUAAGUACUUGCAUAUGUGGUUUCUUUCCACGAAUACCUCUUUCACUGCGUUUCUUCCUACCCUCGUGCUCUUCAAGCGACCUAUUAUCGAGCGAUGGGCGACAUCUCUGGGGAUAUGGCUCACCCCGCUCAAGUGAAGAUUGUUGACCUUUCCCUUGGAUGGUCUUUCAAGCAGACCGAUGACGUCGGCGAAAAUGCCUGGUCUCCUGUCAAGAGGAUACCAUCCACAGUGCAUCAAGACCUCAUCGACAGCAAAAGGUUGGAAGACCCUUUCAUCGGCUUCAACGAGGUCAAGGCUGAAUGGGUUGGUCUGAAAUCGUGGACUUAUCGGACUACCCUGACAAGACCAAAUGUACCACUGUCGGCGAAAGUCAUCUUGGUCUUUGACGGCCUGGACACUUUUGCUCACGUCAAGUUGGGUGGAAGGACCAUUCUGGAAAGUGACAACAUGUUCUUGCCUCACCGAGUAGAUAUUACUGAAGUUAUAAAAUCGAAGGCCAGCCAUGAUCUUCAGAUCGAGUUUGAAUCUGCUUUUCUCAAAGCCAGAGGAAUCAAAGACCAGCAUCCUGAACACAAAUUCAUCUGUUUCAAUGGUGACUCCGCCCGGUUAGCGGUCAGGAAAGCUCAGUACCAUUGGGGUUGGGAUUGGGGUCCUGUAUUGAUGUGUGCGGGAAUCUGGAGGCCUGCGCGACUGGAGAUUUACACUAUCAGAAUAUCCGACCUCAAAGUCGACAUCAGUAUCUCGGAUGACCACAAACUUGCCACAAUUCACGCGACAGCAGAGAUUGAAGGACAUGACGGUUCGCCUGCCCAUCUUUUGGCCGACUUCAACAUAAGUCUGGAUGGUAAGACAAUCUCUUCGGGUUGUGUCAAAUUGGGCCAACACGGGAAAGCUUCUACUCAUCUUGAGGUCCCAAAUCCCGAGUUGUGGAUGCCCCAUGGAUAUGGAAAGCAAACACUGUAUACGGUCAGUGUCACCGCAGUCAGCGACGGCAUGCCGCUACAUACAGUGUCUCGAAGAGUCGGGCUGCGCAAGAUUCGGCUUGUUCAGGAUAACGAUUCCCAUGGAAAAUCGUUUUACUUUAGGGUCAACGAUGUCGACAUCUUCUGUGGUGGUUCGUGUUGGAUACCAACAGAUAGCUUCCUGACCAAUGUGACGCCCGAAAGAUACCGAGCGUGGAUCGAACUAAUGGUGCCUGCCAACCAGAAAAUGAUCAGGGUAUGGGGCGGGGGAAUUUAUGAGCACGACGCGUUUUAUGACGCAUGCGAUGAGUUGGGAAUCCUGGUGUGGCAAGAUUUCAUGUUCGGUUGUGGCAACUAUCCUUGCUUCCCUGCCAUCCUCGAUUCCAUCGAGGCAGAAGCUGUGGCCAAUGUCCGACGAAUCCGUCAUCAUCCGUGUCUGGCAAUAUUGGCAGGUAACAACGAAGACUAUCAGGUGCAAGAGUCGGUAGGCUUAACUUAUGAUUAUGAGGACAAGAAUGAAGAGCACUGGCUCAAGUCCGACUUCCCAGCCCGAUACAUUUACGAGUCACUGCUGCCUCGAGUCUCGGCCGCCGAAGCUCCCGGGAUUCCAUAUUGGCCUGGAUCGCCGUGGAGCCAUGGUAAGGUCAGCUCGGACCCCACCGUUGGGGAUAUGCACCAGUGGAACGUAUGGCACGGCACACAGGAGAAAUACCAGAUCUUCGAUUCACUUGGUGGACGCUUCAACUCAGAAUUCGGCAUGGAGGCAUUUCCCCAUAUUGCAACUAUCAAGACCUUUGUGGAGAAGGAGGAAGACCUCUACCCUCAGAGCCAUGUUCUCGACUUCCAUAACAAAGCUGACGGACAUGAACGACGAAUCGCCACCUAUCUGGUAGAGAACGUGAGGACUGCAACAAGGUUGGAGGCCUACAUCCACUUGACACAGCUCAUCCAAUGCGAGGCGCUGAUGUAUGGUUAUCGUGGAUGGCGGAAGCAGUGGGGUGACGGGCGACACUGUGGUGGAGCAUUGGUUUGGCAGCUUAACGACUGCUGGCCCACGACGAGCUGGUCAAUCGUGGACUAUUAUCUGAGAAGGAAGCCUGCAUAUUACGCCAUGGCGCGUGUCUUGGCCCCGGUGGCGGUAGGCAUUCGCCGGGCUCAUCAUGACUGGAGUGUAACACAUGCUCGCGAACCCAAGACACAGGACUGGGAAUUGUGGGUGGUCAGUUCGCGCCUCACAGAAAUCACUGCCGACGUGGAGGUAAGAUUUGUCUCAGUUCGAACGGGCCGCGAGAUCAAGGAGAAGGUCGUGAAGCAGGGCAUCCGGCUAAUCGCUAAUGGUACGACACAUGUGUCAAAGGGCAAGGUUGACAACGUGCAGGAAGAGCCCCAUGUUCUGGCUGCGCGAAUUUGGGUGGAUGGGAAAUUGGUGGGCCGCGACACCGAUUGGCCGCAACCUCUCAAGUACCUACAGUUUCCAGAUCGUAACGUCAAGGUUGAGGUUCUGGGAGACGAGAUGCAUGUUACGGCCGAGAGGCCCGUCAAGUGCCUUGUCUUUGAAGAACGUGAAGGAUGCCAUCUCAGCGACAGUGCCAUUGAUGUCGUGCCCAACGACAAGCAAAUCAUCCAUGUCCGAGGUCUCAAGACUGGCGAUCCUGCUUUGGACUGGACGUACCUAGGGGCUGGGGAGCAAUGAGAUGGACAUAAGAGGUGAGGAGCAUCCACGCAUCAUACCAAAUGGUUGCAGCUUCACGCAGGGGCAGCGUUGCAUUGUUAUAAACGAGACCUUUGACAAUACGACGAAUGCCUGGCUUGGGGCGGGCCGAGGGAAGAGUGCGAGCAUCCCAGAUCCAUGCAAGCAUCAACCGAUAUUCUAGAAAACCAAAAGAUAGCGUGAUGGAAGCCGCAAGGGAGGAAAGAUGGCGAUGGCGAGAUAGGGACUCUGACUCGUCUGGGAGCGUUGCAACUGUUGAGUCGGUAGAAUACCGGAAUGCGAGGUACCCGGAGUAUCCCAACCACCCAACUACUCGAGAAGCUACCGGAGAGGUACAGGGGUCGAAGGACUCGUGGGAUCCAAAGAAAGUCUGCUAUCAGCGAACAACCGUCAUGAGAGUGUACGAAGAGACGAUAGCGAGCAAGGGCAAAUAUUCGGAAGCCACAAAAAGGUUGGCAAGCGGCUAAGUCUGAGUCUGUGAGCUGGAGGACUACGAUGAUACUCUACCGAGGCUCCCGAGGCUACCUCGAUAUGCUUCUUAGUACAGGUAAGCUUCGUUCGUCGGAUGAAUUUUGGGCCUUGGACCAGUUCCUGUCCCGCAGCCUGUCGGCUAAAAAGGUCAGGAAAAAGGCUGUUAUCCAGGAGAGCAAAGAACAAGACAGGGGAUGGUAUGGGCCGGGACGAAAGGAACUCUUCCUGCCCUUGCAGCAUCAAGUGAACAGCCCACUGUAUACUUACAUAUGUGGCUGUAUUGUGGAAUAUCCACAAGUAGUGUUGCCUUGCGCUCUUAGAGGCUGAUCGCUCUGCUCUAGGGUGCUUGGUGGUGGUGGUGUUUCGUCAAUUACUGGGCGUCCUCGCCUGACAAAUUGUUCCCUGGUUGAUUUUCGGGUGACAAGGGGGGGCGAGUUUCUACUAUUGUAUGUAGGCUUUGAAGCCAGGCAUUCAAAUGAUGGCCCCGUCUCGUCACUGCCCGGCUAACUAACUCUCAUCAAUGGUAAGGACAAGCAGCUGCCGAAUAUAUCUCAACAUGGAGGGCCCCACCGAAUGAGAUGUCUAGCUUCGCUGCACAUUGCUGGACUAGGGCAUUGAGACACAGAACACGAGGGUGCAGACUCACCCUGCGCUGCCGGGUGUGCGAAGCAGCAAGCCGCUAAUUACCUUGUCGCUUCUCUCCUUGAACGG